CCUUUUUGAUGACUGUUUUUUCUCUGACUUUGUUCCGUUUCCAAAACCGAACCGCAACCGGAACCGCAUUUGAAUUCUUGGAGGGCUAUGUAAAUAUCGGGCAACCUAAAGAUGCUCUGGAACUCAGCUGA
Molecule: messenger RNA, 131 nt
Organism: Ambispora gerdemannii
Lineage: Eukaryota; Fungi; Glomeromycota; Glomeromycetes; Archaeosporales; Ambisporaceae
Source: the annotation of a GenBank genome assembly